Rhodamnia argentea is the source of this 1568-nucleotide messenger RNA. RefSeq names its product SH3 domain-containing protein C23A1.17. The transcript has a single exon. The record is from RefSeq and is a predicted model, not a curated record. Bases 1 to 1239 code for a protein of 412 amino acids. Lineage: Eukaryota; Viridiplantae; Streptophyta; Magnoliopsida; Myrtales; Myrtaceae.
AUGGCCGGCCAACAAGCCCCUUCUAGGCCAUGGCUCCGCUUGACCUCCAUGGCUCGCCCUGUCGUUCCUCCGGCUCCUGCUCCUCAGCCGCCGCCUCAAGCUCCUCCUCCUGCUCCUGCUCCUGCUCCUGCUCCUGCUCCCGCACCGCAGCCACGACCAACCAUUUCGCUUUCCACAUUCAGACCCACCGCUCCACCUCCACCACAACCUCAAGAACUUCCACCCCCACCGCCACCUCCUCCCCCCAUGUCAUCCCCUCCACCUCCACCUCCACCUCCCUCAGUGCCCCGUUCGCCACCUCAGCAACCAGUGGAACCACUGCCUGAUGUGUCCACUGGCACCCUGCCCCGCACAACUACUGCAGUGACAUCAUCUCCUGUAAAGCCUCAGGUUCCUUCUCCGGCACGCAGAUCGCCCGUUCCAUCGCCCCCCAAACCUUCUAUCAUUGAGCCUACGAUCGUAAUGCCAGGGCAAAUGCCAAUGCGAAUGCCGUCUCCUAAAGUUGUCAAGCCUGCUGCUCGGACUCCCCCUCAAUCCCCUUCCGUGAAGCCAGUGGCUCCACCUCCAUCCCCUCUGGUUCUGCCUCCCCCCCAACUGAGAGCUGAUGAUCAGCCCAGGAUCCCCCAGGAGGCACAGCAAAAGACUGUCCUAGUUCAAGAAACCGUUCCACCCCCUCCCCCUAGCUACAGACUCCCAUCCCUCAGUGGUCGCGUUUAUUCUGAUGAGAUUCCAAAGGCCAGCAUUGUUCGUGAUACCAAAAAUGGAGAUGCAGAAAGGCACAGAGGUCCCCACCCCAAGAAGCACCUGGACUCUGGGGAGGUCCCCAGCAUGAAGGUCAUUACCCUUGCUGGCGAGAACAAAGGUGCAACGAUGGAGCUCACACGUUCCCCGAAACAUCCUCCUCCCCAUCAUCUUCUUCAUAACAAGGCAAGUCCUACAUCCAAGAGCAAUGGCCAAGAGUCCAGAAUCUCAUCAUUGCAUAGCGGCGGUGGCAGCAGCAGCAGUGAUGAAGGAAAUCAGAAGAUGCAGAUGAAAGACAAGAGUCAGCAAUCGAAAUCCUUCGCCUCUCCUCCGAUCAGCGCCUUCAUGAACAGCAAUGUGCAAGGCGUCAACAACUCCAUCGUCUACAACAGCUCUUGCACUCACCACGAUCCUGGCGUCCACCUUGCUCUCUCCCGAAAGCCAUCCAACGGCUCCUUGCACAUCAAGGACCUCGUCAAGGGGGGACACCAGCCUUGAUUAUUUGCGCGACAAUUCCCUCAACAUGAGAAUGACCGGAUUUGCAUUGUUUAUGUUUCCUAUAUUAAAAAGUCAGAAAUUAUGUUGCUACUGCGAAUAACUGAGAGAGAGAGAGGUUCGAUAAAAAGAAAAAGAAGAAGAAGAGUGGAGUGGAUUCUUAUUCAUAUUCUUAGUAGGACAUGCCAGGCCCCUUCUAGUGGAUGUCAUGUCACCGGAGAUUUCCCAAUCUCCUAUGUUUUAUUUGGAUUCUCCUCUAUACUAUCUAUAUGUGGAACAGUUAUCCUGUCGUGAAAUUUCAAUAAACUUCCGGAUUGCUAUGUUUUAUGAUA